CAAGAACACAGUCGUCGUGGUCACGCGCCCGCCCCCGACCGCCUCCACCAGAAGAGAAAACGGCUAAACAAACCAAAAUUAAUUCUCAAAUAUGUGCUUCGUCUUCGUAUCGAGCGUAAAGUACACAAAACGUGACGUUGUAAAGCGAUCUUUGACUUGAAACAGUUUUUCCCCUUCGACGGAGUAAAAAUCGGCCCCAGUAUUGCCCGAGACCCCAAAGUGUAAAGAGGUGGGAGCUGCCUGUGAAGUUUUCCAAUUCAAUUUGUAACCGUUAGCAACUGAAUUCUUACAAGUCACACAAACAAAAUUAAAUUGUUUACAUAUAUAAUAUAUAUAUUUGCAACUUGUCGACUUCGUGUGAAAUACUUAACUUUAAAGCGGAACACAAGAUGCCUAAUGUGAAGUAUUUGUGUGUUUUACCCACGGUGGAAAAGGAUACGGAUCGUUUAACUAAAUUAACCGUCCGCGGAACUUUAACAGGGAACCCACAAGAGUUCUCGGUAAAUUUUGUCAACGAUCCAACCUGCACAGACAACAUCACGUAUCAUUUUAAGGUACUGGUACGCCUACAGACCAUUAUUGAGAACUACAAACAGAAAGGCGAAUGGAGCUUAUCCCACAAGGAGACGUAUCUUAAUAUAUUCGAUGAAACUGAUUUUUAUCUUGAAUUUACAUUAGACUAUGCUAAUUCCACAAUAGUGGUUUAUCAAUUGAGGGACUCGGGUCAUAAUUUCAUUUGCGAAUACAAUACUCUAUUCGAUCUAACCGAAAUACAAGCCGUCCAGAUAUGGGGAGAUGUGCAAAAGAUUAAUCUCUUUGCCAUGGGAUACGAUUAAACCAAUGAACAAAAGGUAGUGUUAGGUUUAUGUUUCCUUCUUAAUCAUCUGCACUUGGUUUCGGAGUACACUCUGCAGUUUGCUUUGCUUGAUUUAGUGAUUAGUGCUUGCUACUAUCGAAUAAUAGUAUUGUUUGUAGAUUUUGGUGGCUUCCUUUAAAGUAUUAUUUGUACAUGGUUAUUAUAUGUAGUUAAGCCAAAGACUUUUUAUCUUUUGCUGCUAAAAAUAUUCCAUUGUUUGACCCAGUAUUAUGUUUGUAAUUUCAUUAAAUAAUCCGAAUUUCAUCGGAAACUUA
Molecule: messenger RNA, 1131 nt
Organism: Drosophila willistoni
Lineage: Eukaryota; Metazoa; Arthropoda; Insecta; Diptera; Drosophilidae
Exons: 3
Coding region: 390-836 (148 amino acids)
Molecular function (GO): carbohydrate binding
Source: RefSeq, a predicted model, not a curated record